UCCCACCGCCACUCCCGCACGAAUGUAAAACCAUUUACUAUUCAAAAACCCCCCACUCUUCCCCUGCUUUUGAUCCCCAAACCCCACACUCCCUACUUUCCCUUUCACCACAAUCCCUUCUCAGUUCCCCCAUUUCCUUUUCCCAAUCAAAUUAUCAAAUAAAUAGUCAGAACCCCAAUGCCAGAGCUCGCAGAGACCUACGCUUGCGUCCCAUCAACCGAGCGGGGCCGUGGGAUCCUAAUCUCGGGCGACCCCAAGUCCAACAAGGUUCUUUACACCAACGGGCGAUCCGUCAUCAUUCUCGACCUUAACAAUCCACUCAACGUCGCUAUUUACGGGGAGCAUGCGUACCCGGCCACCGUGGCGCGGUUCUCGCCCAACGGAGAGUGGAUCGCAUCGGCUGACGUGUCGGGCACUGUCAGGAUCUGGGGCACCCACAAUGACCACGUGCUGAAGAAAGAGUUCAAGGUUUUGUCGGGUGGGAUCGAUGAUCUCCAAUGGUCUCCUGAUGGGAUGCGGAUCGUCGCCUCUGGUGAUGGCAAAGGGAAGUCUCUUGUUCGCGCUUUUAUGUGGGAUUCAGGCACUAAUGUGGGCGAAUUUGAUGGCCAUUCAAGACGAGUUCUAAGUUGUUCCUUCAAGCCAACUAGACCAUUUCGUAUUGUAACAUGUGGAGAGGACUUUUUGGUGAAUUUUUAUGAAGGCCCACCCUUUAGGUUCAAGCUAUCUCACAGAGAUCACUCCAAUUUUGUAAAUUGUGUAAGAUUUUCUCCAGAUGGAAGCAAAUUCAUCACAGUUAGCUCUGAUAAAAAGGGUAUCAUAUUUGAUGGAAAAAGUGGGGAGAAGAUUGGAGAAUUGUCAUCUGAAGAUGCUCACAAAGGCAGCAUUUAUGCUGUUAGCUGGAGUCCUGAUGGUAAACAGGUGCUGACAGUGUCUGCUGACAAGACAGCAAAAGUAUGGGAGAUCUUUGAGGAUGGAAAUGGGAAGUUGAAGAAAACAUUGACAUGUUCUGGCUCAGGUGGAGUAGAUGACAUGCUUGUUGGAUGUCUUUGGCAGAAUGAUCAUCUUGUCACUGUCUCUCUAGGUGGUACAAUUAGUAUAUUCUUUGCUAGUAAUCUUGAAAAGGCCCCACUGCAAUUAUCAGGACACAUGAAGAAUGUCACUUCAUUAGCUGUCCUAAAGAGUGACCCAAAAUGUAUACUGUCUAGUAGUUAUGAUGGCCUAAUAGUUAAAUGGAUUCAAGGUGUGGGAUAUAGUGGUAAAUUACUGAGGAAAGAGAAUUCUCAAAUCAAAUGUUUUGCUGCUGCUGACGAAGAGAUUGUUACUUCUGGAUUUGACAAUAAGAUAUGGAGAAUUUCUCUACAUGGGGAUCAGUGUGGGGAUGCAGAUUCUGUUGAUAUUGGCAGUCAACCAAAGGACUUGAGCCUUGCCCUUCUCUCCCCUGAACUUGCUUUAAUCACAACUGACUCAGAAGUUGUCAUGCUCCGUGGUACGAAAGUGGUUUCAACCAUAAACCUUGGUUUUGCCGUGACAGCAUUAGCAGUUGCACCUGAUGGAAGUGAAGCUAUAAUUGGUGGGCAGGAUGGUAAAUUGCAUAUAUAUUGUAUCACAGGUGAUACCCUCAAGGAAGAGGCAGUACUUGAGAAACAUCGAGGUGCUCUAACAGUCAUACGCUACUCACCAGAUUUCUCGAUGUUUGCCUCUGGUGAUGCAAAUCGAGAAGCUAUAGUCUGGGAUCGUGUCUCUCGAGAGGUAAAGCUUAAAAACAUGUUGUACCACACUGCUCGUAUAAACUGUCUUGCUUGGUCUCCGAAUAGCAGUCUGGUUGCUACUGGAUCACUCGACACCUGUGUAAUAAUUUACGAGGUUGACAAGCCAGCAUCUAGCCGUAUGACCAUAAAAGGAGCUCACUUAGGUGGAGUUUAUGGAUUAGCCUUUACUGAUGAAUACAGUGUGGUGAGCUCUGGUGAGGAUGCUUGUGUUCGAGUGUGGAAAUCGACCCCCCAAUGAUGGAGGCCAAUAAAGAGAUGUCUAGGUGGGAUUAGAAGUUUGGUGAAUGCUGUGCAUUUUAUUGGAUUUUCCUUUUGUGAGGUCAGAAUGGGGUGUGCAAACUGAAAUCUACGGGUAGGAGGUGGGUGAUUUACUGAACGGCAUACCAGCAUUUCUGGUGUAUGCGUUAUAUGCCCAAAGGCUUUUUUGCUGCUUGGAAUCAGCAUUGUUUUCUUGUGUAAACAAGAUGGUUGUCACAUGGUCUUAUUUAAAUGAUGGCAUGAUAGGGUUUGUAUCAUUGUGAGCAUGUUAAAAAUACAGUCUGUGGAACGUAGCUGUAUCUGUGGCUAUGGUAGACCUACAGUUUGAAGCAAAAGAAGUUAUUGCAUGGUUCAUUGCAAGUAGAGAAUCGGGAAUGAAUUUGCUUGGAGUGUUAGUAGAUGUAGAUCGGAAACCCUGCUGGUUUUUUCCCCACCCACUUGAUGUUGGGGUUCGCCUUAAAUUGUAAUCAUAUGAGGUUGAUGAUGUUGUGCUCAACAACAUAGUUAUAUCUUCCAUUACGAUUAUGGAGGCGACUGUUCAAUUUAUAAUGCAUCUCUUUCUUGUAUGAUGGUUUUGUACAA
Messenger RNA from Theobroma umbraticum, 2609 nucleotides. RefSeq names its product transducin family protein / WD-40 repeat family protein. Gene Ontology annotation, biological process: actin filament depolymerization. Lineage: Eukaryota; Viridiplantae; Streptophyta; Magnoliopsida; Malvales; Malvaceae. Gene Ontology annotation, molecular function: actin filament binding. The record is from RefSeq and is a predicted model, not a curated record. Gene Ontology annotation, cellular component: cortical actin cytoskeleton.